Messenger RNA from Salarias fasciatus (jewelled blenny), 1049 nucleotides. RefSeq names its product lipocalin. The record is from RefSeq and is a predicted model, not a curated record. Gene Ontology annotation, molecular function: small molecule binding. Lineage: Eukaryota; Metazoa; Chordata; Actinopteri; Blenniiformes; Blenniidae. Bases 104 to 652 code for a protein of 182 amino acids. The transcript is spliced from 6 exons.
GAGGGAUGAGGUGGUCCGCUAUAUAAAGGGUCACCAGGCUGACCUCCAGAUCUGCAGAUAGAUUUUCGUCUCUGACUUGUGCUGAUCCGUCUCCUCGGCAGCCAUGACUCUCCUGCUGACUCUGCUGGGAGCGGCGCUCGGCUCCCUCACCGUGUCGUCUGAAGUCGUCCCUCAGGCGGACUUCGACCUGCAAGGGAUGGCGGGGAAGUGGUACCUGAUCGGAUUCGCCACCAACGCCCAGUGGUUCGUCAGCCGCAGGGACACCAUGAAGAUGGGCACCAGCGUGUUCACCCCGACCGCCGACGGGGACGUGGACAUCUCCUACGCCAGUCUCAACUCCGAUGGUUCAUGCUGGAGACUGAACAACCUGGCAACAAAGACCGACAUACCUGGAAAAUUCACAUACACGAGCCAGCGCUGGGGAAGUCUGAACGACAUGCGCUUUGUUGAGGUGAAGUCUGACGAAUACGCUCUGACUCAGACCAUCAAGUCCAAGGGGAGCGAGCUGACCGUCGUCAACAAGCUGUAUGGACGCGCAGCGGAUCUCAGCAAUGACCUGCUGGUGAAGUUCAAGCAGUUCUCCCUGGACAGCGGCGUCCUGCCGGAAAACAUCGUUUUCCUGCCCAAAAACGCGGAGUGCCCAGCUGCUUAAGAUUUGAACAUCUCGUGCGAUCAACUCCACAUCCAUCAUCACGGCAUCUUUCCUCUUGUUCAGCCUCUGACUCGGCUUUCUCACAUUAACAACUGUUCGGAUCACGACUUCUCCUCACGGCACCCGGCUUUUAUUUUCUCACCCCACCUUCACCACUGUUGGCAAAUAAAAGAAACGGAUAAAAUACUUUGCUUUAUUAUCUUUUUUAACAAAUACGUCGAAGUACAUCCAUAACAACACAGUCGGGAUUUCCUUUUUAUCAAGUGUUUACAUCUACACGCUUUGUACAGAUUUGUAUACAAAACAAUAAUUUACGUCCCAUAGAAGUCUAGUUACACAUAACUAUACAACAACUUGUAAAUGAAAUAAAUAUAAAAACAAAAAUGAUCACAGGUGA